GAGGGAGAGGAAAAUAAUCAAGCGGUGUGUUAUGAGUGAGAUUUUUUUAAACAAGUGUGUUCAAGAGUAAAGAACAACGACAGGGAUCUGAUCGAGGCUCCUGAAAGCACUACCCCAGCACCUUCAUGUCCCGUUUCUCGUCGUUACCGAGUGAAAAGAGCCAGUCUCCUGUGAGCACACGUCUUUACUGAGAUCCCUCGACACACCACUACAUCUUCCCAUCCCUCGGCGCUACCACAUCGUACUGCUUCGCUGGUUGGCAGUCCCUCUCACCCUGAGCCAGGAUGAAUGAUGUUCUGGAGGCCAUCUCCCCGGCGACCAGCCUCAGCGGUCCGGCUACCUGUGUGUCCAAAGUAGAGCUGCGUGUUUCUUGCAAAGGCCUGCUGGACCGAGACACGCUGAACAAGUCAGACCCAUGUGUCAUACUCAUGGUGCAAAACAACGGACAGUGGACAGAGCUGGACAGGACAGAAGUGAUCAAGAGCAACUUGCACCCGGUCUUUGCCAAGGUUUUCUCAUGGGACUACUUCUUUGAGGAGGUUCAGAAGCUACGAUUUGAAGUCUAUGACAUCCACGGCACUCACAGCAUCGGGACCCGAGAUGAUGACUUCCUGGGUGGGAUGGAGUGUACUCUUGGCCAAAUUGUGGCCCAAAAGAGGAUGGUGAAGCCUUUGUUGCUAAAGUAUGGGAAAUAUGCCGGCAAAUCUACCAUCACAGUGCACGCUGAGGAAAUUUCAGGCAACAACGGAUACGUGGAGCUUUCCUUCUGUGCCAAGAAGCUCGAUGAUAAGGAUAUCUUCAGCAAAUCUGACCCUUUUCUGGAAAUAUACCGAAUCAAUGACGAUCUAUCAGAACAACUCGUGCACAGAACUGAGGUGAUUAAGAACAACCUGAAUCCUGUGUGGGAGCCAUUCAAAGUGUCUCUCAUAUCUCUGUGCAGCUGUGAUGCAGAACGUAAGCUCAAGUGCCUCGUGUGGGAUUAUGACUCCAGAGGGAAACACGACUUCAUCGGCGAGUUCUAUGCCACUUUCAGGGACAUGCAGAACAUUUCCAGUGGAAAUAAGGUGACAUGGGACUGUGUGAAUCCUAAGUACAAACUGAAGAAGAGAAACUAUAAAAAUUCAGGAGUUGUCAUCCUCAGUAACCUUAAGCUCCACAGAGUGUACUCCUUCUUAGAUUACAUCAUGGGAGGAUGCCAGAUUCACUUUACGGUUGCCAUUGACUUCACAGCCUCCAAUGGAGACCCGAGGAACAGCUGCUCUUUGCACUACAUCAACCCUUACCAGCCCAACGAGUACCUGAAGGCUCUGAUAGCAGUGGGGGAGAUCUGUCAAGACUACGACAGUGACAAAAGAUUUUCAGCUUUGGGGUUUGGUGCCAGAAUCCCUCCAAAUUAUGAGGUGUCACAUGACUUUGCCAUUAACUUCAACCCAGAGGAUGAUGAAUGUGAAGAGAUCCAAGGAGUGGUUGAGGCGUACCAGAACUGCCUUCCUAAGAUCCAAUUGUACGGCCCGACCAAUGUUUCUCCCAUCAUUAACAGGAUAGCCAAACUGGCAGCAGGCGAUGGCAACAUUAAAGACGCCUCUCGAUACCACAUCCUGCUCAUCCUCACGGAUGGUGUUGUGACGGACAUGGCAGACACACGUGAAGCGAUUGUGCGAGGCUCCUACCAGCCUCUCUCCAUAAUUAUUGUUGGAGUGGGCAAUGCAGACUUCACAGACAUGCAGAUUUUGGAUGGAGAUGACGGAGUCUUACGUUCACCGAAGGGCGAGCCAGUCCUCAGGGACAUUGUGCAGUUUGUGCCCUUCAGAGACUUCAAAACGGCUUCCCCUGCAGCCCUGGCCAAAUGUGUUCUUGCAGAGGUGCCCAAGCAAGUAGUGGAGUACUACAGCCAUAGGGCCAUCUCCCCAAUGUGUCCAAUUAGUGAGUCACUGACCCCCGUCCUCACCCCUAUUGCCACCACCCCAACAGAAUAAAACCCCAGCCUGCUCCUGGGACCAACCUUUGAACACAGCAUCAGUCCAGAACACUGAGAGGGAGAAAGGACGCAUGCCUCGCAAUUUUGGACAAUUACUGAAUUUCUAAAUGUGUUGUUACUCAUUUAUUUCAUUCUUCACAAGUGUUUACAUAAGGACAGCACUACAGAGGCUGUUGGUUACAUGUGUCUGUUCGAUGUGGAUCCAGCGUUGUUCUCCCUGGCUGUGAAAACCUUGACCAUCCAGCAGCUUCAGUAUCAGUCCUGGAGGAUUGUGUUGUUUUUUACCCCACAUUUGUAUGCAUGCAGGCCAAUCCCUCAGUACUGACCCAUCCAGCGGAUGCAGACUUAAAAUUCCUCACUGCUCAAGACAUUCAGCCCCUCUACCCUCUCUAUUAUGUUACUGUUUUGCUUAUUUGACAUCUUCAGGUACUUUUGAAGAUAAUCUGUACAGUACUGUAUGUUGCAAUCAAAAUGAUAUUGCUCAACUUGAAAAUACUGACAACAUU
Molecule: messenger RNA, 2484 nt
Organism: Notothenia coriiceps (black rockcod)
Lineage: Eukaryota; Metazoa; Chordata; Actinopteri; Perciformes; Nototheniidae
Gene: cpne7
Product: copine VII
Exons: 17
Coding region: 285-1976 (563 amino acids)
Biological process (GO): cellular response to calcium ion
Cellular component (GO): plasma membrane
Molecular function (GO): calcium-dependent phospholipid binding
Source: RefSeq, a predicted model, not a curated record